This is a messenger RNA of Myzus persicae (green peach aphid), 4019 nucleotides long. Its product is annotated as coiled-coil domain-containing protein 39-like. Gene Ontology annotation, biological process: cilium-dependent cell motility; inner dynein arm assembly; cilium movement. The transcript is spliced from 18 exons. Gene Ontology annotation, cellular component: axoneme. Bases 608 to 3493 code for a protein of 961 amino acids. The record is from RefSeq and is a predicted model, not a curated record. Lineage: Eukaryota; Metazoa; Arthropoda; Insecta; Hemiptera; Aphididae.
CUUUUAAUUUUAAAAACCUACAUUUAUGUUAGCUAUAAAAAAUAAAUGAAAUGGACAAUUCAAAAAGAUACACUAAUAGCAAUGAGAGAGGUAUAAUAUGCCUUUCCUUUGCUUAUACAUUUAUGCUUACAAUUAAAAUGUGGUUAAUACACGAUGCACAUAUUAUAAUACACAAAGUAUUAUACGAUAUCUUCGAGUGCAGUCCUAAGGACCUUUAUGAAAAUAGUACUUAUUCAUAAAUCUCAAGUCUUAUACAUUCUGGAUAGUCGAAUACAUAUUAAACAUUAUCAUGUCGUCUAGGUUUUUAAACAUUAGGUGGUUACCUACCUACGUAUAAACUCGACAACAUAUGCACCAUGACAACGUCGUAUAAUCUAACUAAAUGACUUAAUAUUAUACAUAUAUUAUAUAUCAUACGAGGUAAGUAUCCUUUUACCAUAGCGCUACCAUACUAUGUUACCAUGGCGACAGUUUUGUGUACCUACUUCACGUUUGUUUUCACAAUUUUUUCAACAACUCUUUCACUUUGUGCCUUUUCAAUGGAUUUUUAAUUUUAUUUCUGACUUCAGUUUCUAACUAAUCAUAAGGUUCUGGAAAAUCAGUAAAAAUGGCGUACGACAACUCUGUAAUAACAGAUAUAAUGAAGGACAUUGGCUGUGGUGACGGCUUUCACAUACCUGUAGCAAAUGAAGAAAAUCAAUUACUUGAAAAUGAGAUAAAAGAAUUGCUUAAAAAAAAAGCAGAAUUGUUGGUUAUCGAUGAAUCAAUGGAUAAUGAAUUACGUGAUAGUAAAAACAUAUUAACCAAUUUAUCAAAUCACGAGAAUCAAAAUCAGAAAUUGAUCAUAGCCAAUCGCCAACAACACGAGACGGAACAGCAUCUGCUGAUUGCAGCUCAAAGAGACAGCGACUGUUUAUCCAAGGAAUAUAGAACAUUGAAAAAUAAUUUCAAUGAAUUGACUGAGAACCAGAAUAAAAUGGAAAAUGAGUUGGCAAAAACCGAUGAAAAAAUAAAAGAAUUGAAAGAAACUAUCGAAUGGGGUGAUGAAACGCUUUUGGCAUGGAACAACGACUUGGUUAAACGAUGUACAGAUGUUAAUAUUCUCGAGACAUAUCAUUUAGAGGAUAAUAACAGGUUUAAGGAAUUGGAAUUACGAAGACAAUACCUUCAACGGGAUGUGAUUGACAGGGAGUCACUUGUGGAAAAAGAAGUAGGUGAACUACUUCAAGUAGAAAGAGAGCUAGAACAAACUGCUAGAUUAACUAGACAAGCACAACAUGAAAGAAACCACCGGCUUGAACAAUGGGAAAAUGCAGUUAAUUUUUUGAACUCUAAUCAAAAAGAUUCUCAGAAUACCAUUGAAGAAAUCAAUAAAAUUAGGUUAGCUGCUCGUGAAGUGUAUGAUAAUAUGAAUGAAAAUAAACAGAAGUAUCAAGAAUAUUUGGAGAAAAAUGAAGAAUUAGAAAAUAAAAUGGAAGAAGUAAAUAAAGUCAAUAAUGAGCUGAAGUUAUCGACCCUUAAUAAGCUUUCGGAAACUGAAGAUUUACAAUCAGAGGUGUUGUCCGCUCAAAAAGCUCUGAGUGUUAUGGGCAAUAAGUUAGAAAAUGAGCGUACAAAACGUAAGCAUAUGGAAAACGAAUUAACAAAAUUAAAAACCCAGAUACAACAAAAGGAAAAAAGCUUGGCAAAAAUAAAGGAUGAUUUGUCUAAAAUCAAAAAUCAGUCCAUGACCACGGAGGAGAGAUUAAAUGAACUGAAUUUGAUCUACAAUCAAAAAAAAAGUGAAGCAGAAAAAUUUAUGUCAGAAAAAAAUAAAUUACUUAAUAUUGCGUAUAACGUACGAAAUGAGAUAAGCCAGGAAAAAAUUAACAUCGAUUUGUUGACAAGUCAAUUAGAACGAAUUUGUAACAAACAAAAUCUACUGAGUAAGGAAGAAUCGAAAUUAAAAAAAUUAAUUUUGGAAAAAAAAGAAAUCGUAUACAACUUGAGCUUUCAACUCGAAACUAUACGAAUAGGAAUUGCUGAAGCCAAGGGAACCACGGAUAUUGAAGAGAUGAAAGUUAUGCAAGAAAAGUUGCAAAAGUGUAACGAAGAAUUAAGGCAGGCCAUCGAUCACCAGCAUCAGUUGGAAAAGCAGUUAAAAUCGACUGAAAGUGAAACCCGACGUAUAACCAAACAAAUCGAAAAAAAUACUACAGAAUUAGAAAUUCUCCGAAAUCGAGUAGAAGAAUUGAACGUGACUAAUGAAGGAGGUGUAAAACAAAUUCAAGUCUUAAAAGAAACUAAUCACCGGUAUCACAUGGAAGAAAUGAUGGUGAAGCUUAAGAUAGAACAAAUGAAGAAGUUGACGAACAACGAAUGCGAUAAAGUGUACUCGUUGGCUCAGCAGCGUGAAGAAUUAACUAUGGGCAUAAACAAUAGAAAAAAGGAAGUGGCGGAAAUUUAUAAGCGGAUCAGUGACGAGAAAAAAUUGCUGUUGGAUGAGAAGUCAACGAUAAAACGCAAGUUGGACUCGAUGGUCCAGUACAUCGAACAACGGAAGACCAAGCACCAGAUACUUUUGUCUACAAUGGGAGGUCCCUCAGCCAGGACUACCGUGGACGGCAGCGGUGACGACGAUUGCGACGGUGUUGACGAAGACAUAUCGUCGUUCAGGAUGAGCGAGCACCGGAUCCGAGUAGCCCAGGAAAAGCUUGAACUGCAGGAGACUGGUGACCGGCUGGACGAGCGAGUGCAAAAGCUGGAGACCGAGAUCCGGGCCAUGGAGAACACGUUGCACGUGCUCAACGCCAACAACCACUGUUACAAGUCCGGAAUGUCUUCUGUGAAUCCAGAAAGUGAGGAGUACAAGGAAAAAGUUGUUCUGGAGGAGACAUACGAAAAACUCAACAGCAUGUGGCUGCAGAAAAAAAAAACUCUUGAAAAUCUGGAGAACGAAAUUCGAGAUUUAGAAGUUCAAUAUAAAGUAAAAAGUGAAGAAUUAGAAAGUUUGAUUAACAUUCGAGACAUCAAAGACGGUGAACGUGAACGCGUGCUCAAAGAGUCCAAUGAACAAAUAAUGAAACUAAACCGAGCAAAUAACCGAAUCGAGUUUGAUAUGAAAACAAUUGACAAGUGUUGUGAUCCCGAUAAACGGAAUGCACUUGAAUUGAUAAAACGGGAUAUCGUGGUGAGGAUGAUGAAAAAAGUGAACAAGUGCGUUUUGGAGCAGUUGUCGGAAAUGUCUGUUCGACACAUAGAAGUCGAACCGACUGUUAAGCAAUAUUUGUCGGAAAAGGAUUUGGAAUUACCUGUCGUGUCCGGUCUGUUUUUGAAUAAAGCAAAAUCAAGUUGCGGGUCUAGCUCGGUAUCAUUGAUGAGCAGUAAUUCUAGCGUUAAAAGUUAUUCGGACGAAGACAAGCAGUGUUCAUAUUCCGUAGUGAACUUAGGACCUACAGCUUUAAGUGGUUCUGUUAAAUCUGGUACUUCAAUCGUGACGAAACGGUACAAAUAAUUAAAUGUUCAAGUCUUACGGAUGUAUAUAUUUUUUAUUUAGAGAACUUAAGUCUUGUAAGGUGGUUGGAAGCAGAAUAUUAUCAAUUUCAUGAUUUAGAUAAUUUAUUAGACAAAACUAUGUCUAUUUAGAAUAAUUAGGUUAUUCGGAUUUCAUUUCUGUACAACUGUAAAAACAUUAAGUUUAUAGAACACUUUUCUAAAGAUUUUUUUUAUUGGAACUCAAAAAGUACUACAGUAGAAACAUGAAUUUAUCAUAAAAUAUGUUCUAAACCAUUUUCUAAACAUGAUAAAAUUUUCAAAAUAUUAUAGUAUAUUUUUGAUUUGUAUAAGCUAGUUUUUAAUAAAUUAUUGUCGAUACAAACUUUUUGCUGUGUCAAAAAAACAGAAAAUUUAAUAUAAGGUCUCUUAUAAGUUGUUAUUUGUGUAAUUGAAAAAUGGUAUAGCGUAUAUUCACAAUGACUUUUUACAAGAGCCUGAACUUGGAAUUUUGACAAAAUUUGUUAAAAUCACGAUCAUUUGCAAAA